Molecule: messenger RNA, 1904 nt
Organism: Pipistrellus kuhlii (Kuhl's pipistrelle)
Lineage: Eukaryota; Metazoa; Chordata; Mammalia; Chiroptera; Vespertilionidae
Gene: FOXI3
Product: forkhead box I3
Exons: 2
Coding region: 49-1341 (430 amino acids)
Biological process (GO): regulation of transcription by RNA polymerase II; cell differentiation; anatomical structure morphogenesis
Molecular function (GO): DNA-binding transcription factor activity, RNA polymerase II-specific; RNA polymerase II cis-regulatory region sequence-specific DNA binding
Source: RefSeq, a predicted model, not a curated record
GCGCCGGUAGCCGAUCGCGGGCCGUGCGCCGCAGGUCGCUCCAGAGGGAUGCUCUUGCCCGAGCGGCGAGACCAGCCCCGCUCGCCCCCCGCAGCCGCCGCCCCGCAGCCGCCGGCGUCCGCCGACAUGUCUCUCUACUGCGGCGACAACUUCGGCGGCGUGUACUCGCAGCCCGGCCUGGCCCCCGCCGCCGCCGCGGGCGCCCCCCCGGCCGCCAGGGCGCCCUACGGGCUGGCCGACUACGCCGCGCCCGCCGCCGCCAACCCGUACCUGUGGCUCAACGGCCCGAACGCGGGCGCCGCCCCGGGCGCCUCGGCAGCCGCCUACCUGGGCGCCCCGCCGCCGCCCCGGGGCGCCGCCGGGCCCUUCCUGCAGCCGCCGCCCGCCGCCGGCACCUUCGCCUGCGCCCAGCGGCCCCUGGCGCCCGCCGCGCCCGCCGCGCCCUCGGGGCCCGCGGCACCCUGCGACCUGGGCUGGCUGUCCGUGGCCAGCCGCGAGGACCUGAUGAAGAUGGUGCGGCCGCCCUACUCCUACUCGGCGCUCAUCGCCAUGGCCAUUCAGAGCGCGCCCGAACGCAAGCUCACGCUCAGCCACAUCUACCAGUUCGUGGCCGACAGCUUCCCCUUCUACCAGCGCAGCAAGGCGGGCUGGCAGAACUCCAUUCGCCACAACCUGUCGCUCAACGACUGCUUCAAGAAGGUGCCCCGCGACGAGGAUGACCCAGGAAAAGGUAAUUACUGGACUCUGGAUCCAAACUGUGAGAAAAUGUUUGAUAACGGGAACUUCCGCCGAAAGCGAAAGCGCCGCUCUGAGGCCAGCAGCAGCUCCACGGUGGCUGCAGGGACGUCAAAAUCAGAAGAGGGUCUGUCCUCAGGAUUAGGGGCUGGAGCGGGUGGGAAGCUGGAAGAAGACAGCCCCUCUGCUCUGCUAAGGCCUUCCCAGUCUCCAGAGCCUCCUGAGGGCACCAAGAGUGUCUCCUCCCCUGGAGGAGCUGGGCUCACCUCCACUCCUUGCCUCAGCACCUUCUUCAGCAGCCUCAGCACCUUAAGUGCCAGCAGCACUGGGAGUGCCCAGCGAGCUGUGGCCGGCAGCCACCCCCUAGGGAUCCAGGGGGCCCACCUGCCCUCCAGCAGCACGUUUCCUGCCAGCUCCGUCUCGGAAGCCUCAGACAACCUGCAGCUGAGCACCAGCACCAGCAAUGGCAGCAGCCAGAGAUCUUCCUACUAUAGCCCUUUCCCUGCCAGCACUGGUGCGGGGCAGAGCAGUCCCUUCAGCCCGCCUUUCUACAACUUCAGCAUGGUCAACAGCCUCAUCUACUCGAGGGAGGGCUCUGAGGUAUAGACAUGAUGAUGCACACCUGAGCUCUUGUUAAAAUCCAGAUUCCAAGGCAGCUGAUCUGGAGCAGGUUCUGCGUUUCUCUGGAGCUCCUGGCUGAUCUGGUCCAUUAACCACAUCUGGGAGUAGCCUGGGUGUAUAAGACAACUCUUUCUACAACCCAGCAUGCUUCUCCAGGUUGCUCAGGAUAGGGCCUCUCUGGAGAGACAGCCAUCCUACUCUGACCCAGGAUGACAGUGAGCCCUGUGAGGACAAGGGACUACAUCUGUUCUGUUCAUUACUGUAGAUCAGGGUCACAAGCUCAAAUGUGUACAUGGCUAGCUAAAAAUAAAAAAAGUGAAUGACGUUAUUGGGGAGGAAAAAGAUAGCAAUUGGCAUUGGAAGCAUCAGGGAGUAGUUGGGACUGACCCACUGAAGGCUGCUGUGGACAGCUAAUUCUUUCCUUCUGCCUGGCAGCAUUCUGAUUUUCCUAGAAAAGACACAUCUGUAUUUUAUAGGAAACCUCCAUUUAAAUUCUUGGCCGCUAAAGUUUAAAAAAAUACUGUACUGGGAAACCCCAAUACCCAUGA